Messenger RNA from Clupea harengus (Atlantic herring), 2062 nucleotides. RefSeq names its product outer dense fiber protein 2 (gene odf2a). The record is from RefSeq and is a predicted model, not a curated record. Gene Ontology annotation, cellular component: centrosome. Lineage: Eukaryota; Metazoa; Chordata; Actinopteri; Clupeiformes; Clupeidae. Gene Ontology annotation, biological process: regulation of cilium assembly.
CAAUCACAUGCAGCAGGCGUUGUGCCUGCCGGAAAAGAGGCUUUGCAAGACUUUCUGACCCAGGAGGACAUGUCAAAGAUAAAAUCUUCAAUUAUUUAUAUCGAUGUUUUGGAUGUCUGGUUAUUCUCAUGAGAAAAGCAAUGAGAACAAAUCCCUCUUCGCCUCCGCUGCAUGUGCAUGUGUCAGACAGCACACCUGUGCACGUGCAUGUGAAGAAGGCCCAGAAGACCAGUUCACCCAAGACGCAGAAGAAAGCAAUGGAUUCUGAUGGUUUGCGUCCCACGGCCAAGGUGAAGACAAGGAUGCCAUGGAUACCUCCUGGAAAGACCUCCGCUCGGGUACCUUCCUUCAAGUGGGAGGGGCCUACACACCACCUGGAGAUCACCCCUCUCCCUGACCCUGAGCCUUCCCCUGCAGGGCUGCGUCUGGAGGACCUGUCCACAGACGAGGAGGAGGCUGUGCACGGGCGUAUCAGCCAGUACGAGAAGAAGAUUGACAGCCUGAUGACGGAGGUUAGCUCACUCAAGAGUGAGGUUGAGUUACGCAGAAAGGAGCAGCUCUUUGAUCGUCAGUCUGAGAGACUUACUGCUUCCCACCGGGUCAUCGCUGAACAGGAAGAGGAACUGGCCGAGGUCUCCAAAGAGCUGGAGGUCACAGAGCGAGAGAAUUCCCGCCUCCGGGAGUCCAUGGAGAAGAUGCUUGAGGAGUCGGACUUCACCAGGCUGGAGAAGGAGAGCCUCCUGCAGGAGAAAGACCUGCUCCUCAGCAAGCUGCUAGAGGCCGAGCUGGACGGCACAGCGGCCGCCAAGCAGGUCGCCCUCAGGGAGACGGUCAGCCGCAUAUCCCACAGCACCAGCGCAUAAAGGCUGUCCGGCUCUGAUUCCUCAAUCCUGAGUAAGCAGAAGGGCUUGCUCCUUCAGAAGCUGGAGACGUUUGAAGGCACCAACCGGACCCUUCGCCACUCCCUGAGGGAGCAGCACGGGCGUGAGGUAACCUCCCUACGUCUGUUGGAACAGAAAGAUUCUUUACUGAAGAAGCUAACAGACAUAGAGGCAGAGAACUCACUAUUUCGAAUUAAACUUCAGGACAAAGAGAAAGAACUUGACCAACAUCUCAUCACUCCUAAGAAACGAGAAGGUAAGAAUUCCAAGACCACCAGUGAGUUGUCUAAAGUUCUGGAGUCUACGCGGGGGCAUCCGGGUCAGCUACGGAGUAAGGAGGCUGACAACACCGGCUCCAGUGUUCAGAUCAAAGGUACAGAACCCAAUAACCUGGAGCGGGCAGCCAAUCAGCAGCGGGGGGAGAUGGACAACCUGCAGACGCAGCUGCGGGAGCUGAGGGAGCGGGCCGACGGCGACAAGGAGGCCCUGAAGAGGGCCACACGCGCGCAGAAGCACCGGGCGGAGCGCAGCGAGGACGCCGCCGGACAGCUGAGUGCCCAGCUAAUGGAGAUAGAGGCUCAGCUGGCCGAUGCCGUGUCUGCCGCCGAGAGCUGGAGCAGCCGCCCACGGCAAGGAGGUGAAGGACAGAGCCAGAUGGAGAUGGAGAUCUCCGUCUGAAAUAGCCGAAUAACAGAUCUAACAGAGCAGCUUCAACGUGUCGAGGACAAGUCACGGGCGGAGAGGGAAGGGCUCCUGGACCGACUCCAUGGGCUCACGACAGAGAGCACCGCUGCCAGGCUGGAGAACCAGAGCCUGAAGGCCACUCUAAAUGCACUGGAGGAGAAGCUCUCUCUGUCCCAGUCGGAGGUGCAGCAGGUGAAGAGCUCCGUGAAGCAGUAUGAGAGCCUGGUGGACAGCUACAAAGCACAGCUCCAAAAGACCGGGCCGACGCGGACGACUACAGCCUGCCCUGGAGAGGGCUGAGCGGAGCCAGGGCGGUGCGCGAAGCUGGACCAUGAGAUCCAGCAGGUGAAGAAGGGCCUGCAGGAGCGCCUGGCCGAGCUGGAGCCGCUGCCGAGGCCCUGAGGCGCUCCGAGCUGCAGCUGCACGAGGCGCAGGAGCGCGAGAGGGCCCAGGACAGGAAGACCAGCGAGCUCACCAAUGCCCUCACGGAGCUGCGC